UAGUACAGCAACCUCACAUCCGAUUCUCCUCAGCCUAUAGAACAUUAACAAUAUCAUUACCUACUGCCAGCCACAGCAAUAUCUGCUCACUGUACCUGCCUCCUUGUGCAAUGACAGAAGGAAGGAAAUCUCAGACCAGGAAAAAAUGGCCGCAGCCACAGCCAGCCCAGGGAACACAAUGCGCCAUGUAUAAGUUAGAUCUGCCUAUAGAUCUGAAAGAAGUUGCUGCGAUUGAAAGGAGAAGAAAUAAAGAGCAACAAAGACAAAGCCGAAUAUUCAAUGCCAAGUAUCGGACAAUAGGGGUGGAUGUGGCCACUCUGGAGAGACAGGUAGAAGAAAGAAAGACACUGGAGAGAACUGAGAAAGCUCGGGAUGAGGCCUUUGAUGCAGAUCGGCAACAGUAUGAUAAAAUUGCUCUGAUGCUGGAGCAAAGGGAACUGGAGGUAGCCCGAGACCUAACCCGGGCUGUACAGAACUUCAGCGAACAACAUCAGCAGCCUGAGGACCGCAGGGAAUUUGACCUGUAUGACCCAGAUGCUCUAAAGAAGGAUAGGCCUGCUAGGGUUAGUGACGAUGACCCCAGAUGUGGUCCUGCCAGCUUGCAAAUGUUUGCCGGAGAAGACCUGAGUGAAAAGGAACGGAAGAAGUUACAGACAGAGUUGUCCAAAAAGUGGUUGACAGAACAGAAAGAUGAGAGGAAGAGGAGUGAAGCACAGCACAAAUUUGCAGAUCAUUUAUAUGACAAGAAGAGGGUGGAGUUGGAUGAGAGAACCCAACACCUAAGCAGGAUGGAAGAAGACUGCAGGAAGGCCGUAAUCAUGGCCACCAAUAAUUUUAACCAAGCCUUGGCCAUGGAGGCAUCUGAGCGCAGGAGGCUGGAGAAGCAGAAGGAGGAAGAUAAUAACUUUGCAGAGAUAUACAACCACCUGACAGGGGACAUCCUGACAGAAAACCCUGAGGCGGCGGUCAGUUCCUUUGGGGCACACCGGGUGGUGCCAGAUCGGUGGAAGGGCAUGAGCCCAGAGCAGCUGAAAGCCAUCUUAGAAACUCAGGAGAUGCAAUGCCAAGAAAAACAGAGGCUGAAGGAGGAGGAGAAGCAGCGGAACACUGAGUGGGACAGGCAGAGGCUCCUGGCUGGACGUGCUGCAAUGACAUUGGAGCAGCAAGAGGAAGAGUUUAGCAGGGAGAUAAGGAAGAGGCUGGAUCAGCAUAACCAGCAGCUGAGCAGAGAGCAGAAGGCACACCUGGAGUACCUGGAUAAAGUAGUAUACACCAACAACCCAACCGCACAUUUCCACUCUCAAUUCAACACCACCAGUCGCUGAAUGAAGUGAUCCUGGGAGAAGUUAUCCGUGAUCUGGCAGCCGAUAAGCACGGUCCAAUCUACGUCUCGCAGGUCCUCUCUAUGGCCGGCCAUGUUUGCAUACAAAUAAAAAUACAUUAUAAUAA
Pseudophryne corroboree (corroboree frog) is the source of this 1449-nucleotide messenger RNA. RefSeq names its product RIB43A domain with coiled-coils 1 (gene RIBC1). NCBI's taxonomy places the organism in Eukaryota, Metazoa, Chordata, Amphibia, Anura, Myobatrachidae. The transcript has 8 exons. The record is from RefSeq and is a predicted model, not a curated record. The coding region runs from base 111 to 1325 and encodes 404 amino acids.